AAGAAGACUACUGGGACUCUACUCUGAAGUGAUGAGACCAAGAUAAAUGUUUUUGGAACGGAUUGCUUCAAAACUGUAUGGUGUUGCAAAGGUGAGGAGUACAAAGAAAAAUGCAUGAUGCCUAUAGUGAAACGUGGUGGCAGUGUCUUUCUGUGGGGCUACAUGAGUGCUGCUGGUGUUGGGAGCUGCAUUUCAUUGAUAGUAUCAUGAAUUCACAGAUGUACUGCUCUAUAUUGAAAAAGAUGUUUUCCAACUUGAUAAUGAUCCAAAACCCACAUCUAUGGCCACUGUUGCAUUUCUUA
Molecule: messenger RNA, 302 nt
Organism: Staurois parvus
Lineage: Eukaryota; Metazoa; Chordata; Amphibia; Anura; Ranidae
Source: the annotation of a GenBank genome assembly